AUGAGAGGAAUUGGGGAGAGUGGGAAAGAGAGGGAGUUUGAUGAAAGAGGGGAAGUGGAAGAGAGAGGGAGUGGGAAAGAGAGAAAGUGGGAGAGAGAGGGAGGGAGAAGAGGGAGUGGGGAAAGUGAGAGAGAAUGGGAGUGGGGUGAGAGAGGGAGUGGGGGAAAGAGGAGAGAGAGGGAUUUGAGAGAGUGGGUUAGAGAGGUAGCGGGGAGAGUGGGAGAGAUAGGAAGUGGAGAGAGAGGGAGUGGGGAGAGUGGGAGAGAGAAGGGUUGGGGUGAGAGAGGGAGUGGGAGUUGGAUGAGAGAGGGGAGUGGGAGAGAUAGGGAGUGGGGUGAGAGAGGGAGUGGGAGAGAGAGGGAGCGAGGAGAGUGGGAGAGAGAGGAAGUAGGAAGAGAGGGGGAGUAG
Messenger RNA from Saccostrea cuccullata (small rock oyster), 408 nucleotides. RefSeq names its product high mobility group nucleosome-binding domain-containing protein 5-like. The transcript is spliced from 2 exons. The record is from RefSeq and is a predicted model, not a curated record. Bases 1 to 408 code for a protein of 135 amino acids. NCBI's taxonomy places the organism in Eukaryota, Metazoa, Mollusca, Bivalvia, Ostreida, Ostreidae.